AUGAAUGUCGUUGUAGAUACAGAUAUCUAUAUUAAUAGAGAGAAAGAGAGAAUGACAGAAGACAAGUUUCAACAUAUCAGAGAUUGUAUAGGAGAUGAUGUCUUUGAAAAGGUACAGAAAGCAAAGGUGUUGGUUGUAGGUGCCGGUGGUAUUGGUUGUGAGUUGUUAAAGAAUUUGGUGUUAUCAGGCUUUAAAGAUAUCCAUAUUAUUGAUUUGGAUACAAUUGAUCUAAGUAACCUAAAUAGACAAUUCUUGUUUAGAAAACAUCAUAUUGGUAUGUCAAAGGCAAAGAUUGCAAGAGAAGCAGUAUUGAAAUAUAAUCCAGAUGUUAAUAUUGAAGCACAUGAAGGAGAUAUUAAGAAUCAACAAUAUGGACAUCAAUACUUUCAACGAUUCGAUUUGGUGAUGAAUGCACUUGACAAUUUGUCGGCUAGAAAGCAUGUCAAUCGUAUGUGUUUGUCGGUUGGCGUGCCAUUGGUAGAGAGUGGUACGGCUGGCUAUUUGGGACAGGCGACUGUCAUCCUAAAGGAAAAGACAGAGUGUUUUGAGUGUCUGCCAAAGGAGGCACCCAAAGAGUUUGCAGUGUGCACCAUUCGAUCCAACCCAUCGUCACCGAUUCACUGCAUCGUGUGGGCAAAGAUGUUGUAUGGCCGUUUGUUUGAUGUGGCCGACGAGAACAAUGCCGUCACUGACAUGGACGACAACAUUGUCGAAGGUGACCCCGAAAAAGGCACCGAGGUACGCGACACCAAACUCGAACAGGCCAAAGCCAAAGGAUACGAUCACUGGGUAUUCCACAAGGUCUUUCACACUGACAUUGACCGUCUUGCUAGAAUGAAAGAUCUAUGGACUGGAAAAACACCUCCAACUCCAUUACUUUUAGAUGAUUUACUAAACAACUAUCAAAAAAAUAAUGGUAAUAAUAAUAAUAAUAAUAAUGGAACAAUUACAACGAAAUCUAUUGCUUUGAAUAGUCAAAUUGUAAAUAGUUUUGAAGAUAAUACUAGAGCAUUUGUAGAAGUGAUAAAGAAACUAAAAGAGAGACUUGAAAAGGAUGGCGCAAAGUCAUGGGACAAGGAUGAUGAUUUGGCACUUGACUUUGUGGUGGCUGCAUCCAAUAUUCGAUCUCAUAUCUUUGGUAUCCCACUCAAAUCAAAGUUUGAUAUCAAGCAAAUGGCUGGAAACAUUGUUCCUGCUAUUGCCACAACCAAUGCAAUCAUUAGUGGUUUCAUUGUAUUGGAAGCAUUCAAAAUAUUAUCUUCAAGAGAUCAAAUUCAAGAAAAAUGUAAAACUACAUUUUUAUUUAAACAACCAUCAAACAAAAGAGUUAUUUAUCCAGUUUCGAUUGAUCAACCAAAUAAAAGUUGUUAUGUUUGUUCACAGACUGUUGUAACACUCAAGAUUGACACCAACACAACAACGAUUGGUAAAUUGGUCAAUGAAGUAUUGAAAAAGGGAUUGGCAUUCCACGAACCAAUGAUUAUGAAGGGUCAAUCCAUGAUCUAUGAAGGUGGAGAUGAUCUAGACAAGGAAGAAUUGGAUGCACGUAAAAUGGUCGAACAAAAACCAAUGAUUACAUUUGGACUAUCUGAUAACGCAAUCAUAGAAGUUCAUGAUUAUUUACAAGAUAUUAAAGUUUCCAUUUUAAUUUCACAUUGUGAUAAAUUUGAAGAUCAAAAUAAAUUCUUUGAAGUUAGUGGAAAACCACCUCAAGUUCAAUCAGAUACAACAACAGCAGCAACGACAACAACAACAGAUGGAACAGUUCAACAAGAAGAUAUUGAUGAAGUUGAAAUUAUUGAAUAUCCACCACCAUCUGAUGGUAAAUUAAAGAGAAAGGAAAGAGAACAAGAUGAUAUUACGGUUGAAGAAGAACAAAUGCAAGAAGAACAAGAUCCUCAUAAAAGAACAAAGAAAUAA
Cavenderia fasciculata is the source of this 1920-nucleotide messenger RNA. It is a transcript of the gene uba2, whose product is annotated as sumo-activating enzyme subunit 2. Gene Ontology annotation, molecular function: SUMO activating enzyme activity. The record is from RefSeq and is a predicted model, not a curated record. NCBI's taxonomy places the organism in Eukaryota, Evosea, Eumycetozoa, Acytosteliales, Cavenderiaceae. Bases 1 to 1920 code for a protein of 639 amino acids. Gene Ontology annotation, biological process: protein sumoylation. The transcript is spliced from 6 exons. Gene Ontology annotation, cellular component: cytoplasm; SUMO activating enzyme complex.